Messenger RNA from Quercus lobata, 2845 nucleotides. RefSeq lists its product as uncharacterized. The record is from RefSeq and is a predicted model, not a curated record. The transcript has 7 exons. NCBI's taxonomy places the organism in Eukaryota, Viridiplantae, Streptophyta, Magnoliopsida, Fagales, Fagaceae. Bases 765 to 1709 code for a protein of 314 amino acids.
GAUACAAUUGCCUGGGUCUGGGUCAGGGUCAGGGUGUGAUGAGUGGUGGGGAAUUGUUUUGUGCAUUGUUUUUAAACCCACCGAGGAGCGUAAUCAUGAUUACCAACUGGACUAUCUCUUUGAAGUGGAUGAAUGCCUAAUGACUUAUUACGCAUUUGGACUUGGAGACCCUACUUUUUUUAUUAAAAUUACGGCAGAAUAUGGAGGGGAAUGGUCUCGUACAUAUUAUACGUCAGAAUAUGUUAAAGUGGAAUCGCAUCAUCUUUGGCUACAUAGUCUGUCCAAGGAAUGUUUACUUCCAACAGAGAUUGAUAAUAAGCGAUUCCAUGAAGUUGAGCUUGAAAUAGAGACCGGGCGCAUGGAGGUGGAGAAAAUUGGGCUUCGUGUGGUAUAAAAGCAAGACAUUGAAGAUCCCAAUUGAGAUGCUUUCUUCAGUUGGUGAUGAAAUCUAGGGUUUGAAGAUCCCAACCAAAAUAUGCGAAGCCCAUGAUGAGGAUGAGGAUGAUGGGGAAUUCUUUUCUUCACUUCUUUUACCUAAAUUUACAAAAGACACCUUGCCUUGUUCAGAUGUUGAUUUUCCUCAAUGAUUUGCACACCUACGUAUAAUUGAAGUUAGAUAAACGAAGGCCUGUUUGUUCUUUCUCUAAAAGGAGCAGCAAUAGAAGUGUUCCCAUCAUCCGUUGGACGUUUGACUGCCCUUCAGGAGUUAAAUCUAAGUGAUUGCAAAAAUCUUGUGUCUUCCUAGCAACAUUUGUAGUUUGAAGAUGCUAAAAAAUCUUCAUCUUUUUGAAUGCUCAAAAUUUGUCAACUUGCCAGAGAAUCUAAGGAAUCUUGAAAGCCUGUUUAAUCUUUCUCUAAGAGGAAUAGCAAUAGAAUUGUUGCCAUCUUCCGUUGGACGUUUGACUGCCCUUCGGCAUUUGAAUUUAAGUGAUUGCGAAAAUCUUUUGUGUCUUCCUGAAAGCAUCUCCCAACUCUCUAGAAUUACAAGGCUCAACUUGGAUGGUUGCAAGAGGCUUCGAUGGUUACCAGAUAUUCGGUCACAAGAUUGUAAUAUAAAUGUAAACAACUGUACCACACUGGAGAGAUUCCCAGAAAGCCCAAAAAAUUGUCCCUUCUGGUGUCGUCACUUUGAUUUCUGUGUCGCGUGUGUCAAUUGCUUCAAUAUUCAAUUCUGUGUCAAGGGACUAACAAGUGGUAAAUUAGUGGGGAGAUUACCUUACGUUCUUCCUGUAAAACAAAUUCCAAAUGGAUUUGAAAAGGCCAACAUACGUGAUAGUUCAGUUUUGGCAUCUCCAAGUUUCCACAGAUGCGAUUAUUCAGUGAACAUGCAAUUGCCACGGUCGGGGUUUGAUGAGUUGUGGGCAAUUCUUUUGUGCGUUGUUUUUGUACCCUGCGAGCAUUAUAAUCACUCACAUUAUCUGAUUGAAAUCAAAUCGAAUAAAGUAUGGUUUCAACGUAUUGCGUCAGAAUAUGGUAAAAUUGAAUCGCAUCACCUUGCGCUGAGCCUGCACUAUUUGAAUUUCUUCGAUCUGGAAACCCCUGGCUGGUCUAUUGAUGAGAAGGGAUUCCAUGAAGUUGAGUUUACAAGCUACCGGGAGCGUGGAGGUGGAGACAGUAGGGUUCCGUUUGUUAAACAAGCAAGACAUCACAUCAAAGACUCGGAUGAUUGGGAGAACACUAGGAUGAUGGGACAUGGGCAUAGAUUGUGAGGAAUCCAGUCAAGGAGAUUUUUUUUCCUCAUCUUUUACCUGGUUAUCGGCGUGUUCACCUGACAAACCAUGGAUUUGGAGAGUAGAAAUCAUCCAGUCACUAACAAGAUGCUGAAUGAGAAAAAACAGUCAAUGAUCAUAGGUUACUCUUAAAAAGCAAUAUGUGUCAAAUCUUGAAAACAAGAGAAUUGAUCUCUUUGAUCGUGGCACCAAAGGAUGUGGGGAAGAUAAUGUCUUGCUAGCACCGUAUGAAGUUACCGUGGAUGGCUGCUAUUUGCUGGUGCAAGUAACUCUUUAAAACCCUAUGCUCUUGGCCAAAUUGAUGGCUUUAAUGAUAUUUUGAUGAUUUUUUAGUUUUUUUAUUUUUAUUUUUGAGAAUUCUUUUUAUACAAUUUAGUGAGUGCACAAAAACACACAUGAUAAGUUAAGAUAGAAAUGAUAAUAUGAAAAAACCACUCUCCUUGACAUUGUGAAAUCAGUGUCACAGUAGUAUUGUGUCUAAAGUUAUUUGUUAACAUCUACCUUUUUUAUGGUUCAGAAAUUGUAAAUUGCUGCUUCUAAAGUAACCAAUGCUUUGCUUUAAGUUUAAUCGGGAAUCAUGCCCUAUUUUUUAUAUAUUUCAUAUCAAUAUAUGUUGCUUCAAGUACUUUAUAGUUUAUAUGUUAAAUGUUUCUCAUUUAUGAAGUAUAUUUAAUGCUAAGGCAGUGGCUAUAUGCAUGCUGCCAUGAGAAAUCAACAGCUAAUAGAUAAUGGAAACCGGAUAUGGAUGAGACUGAUCAAGCCAUUGGGGGUUAAAAGGGGUAGGAUUAUCUCUCAUGAUCAUUUUGUGAGGAAAUUAGUUUUAUUUAUUUUGGUGAGUUGAAAAGGGGUAAGUUUUGUAGGCUAUUUUGAAGUGUGAUCAUUAUUUCCUCUCAUUCUCCUCUAUUUCCUCAUAGAAGGUUACAGGUGGAAUUGUAUCUUGUAUUUCUAAAACGUACUAGUUUUUUUUGCUCUGCCUUGAACAUCAUUUGCACUAGUUUGCAUCAAGACCUGAACAAAUUAUGGAAUGUUUAUUUUGAAGUGUAUCAUUAUUUCCUAUCAUUCUUCUCUAUUUCCUUGUAGAAGGUUAUAGGUGGAAUUUUAUCUUGUAUUUCUAA